This is a messenger RNA of Uloborus diversus, 3219 nucleotides long. RefSeq lists its product as uncharacterized. Lineage: Eukaryota; Metazoa; Arthropoda; Arachnida; Araneae; Uloboridae. The record is from RefSeq and is a predicted model, not a curated record. Bases 1 to 3219 code for a protein of 1072 amino acids. The transcript is spliced from 6 exons.
AUGGCGGAAGAACUUUCACAACAAACACUCAUGCUGAUCGGAAAAGCGCCAUCGACUGAGAGGAUAUCCCAAAUCGGAUCUCUUAGUAACAUUCUUUCUGUGAAUGACACAAAUAAAGAUGAUACUUCAGAAAGUUUGAACCAAGAUCUACAAAAUUCUGGUGAUUUUUCCGACACAUUUAAUCAUUCACAUCACUCUGUUAUGCAUGAAAACAUACAACAUCUCACUGAUCACUCAUACAUACAUUCUGCUUCUACUAAUAACAGUGUCUCUGAUGAUGUAAUCGAGAAUCAAGAUGUUGAUUCUGUCGACAGUAAUAUUAUGGUUGAACCCGAAACUGCAGAGAGUAUUAAUAUGCAGUCUGUCCAAACGAACAAUAAUAUUACUGUUGCUGCCGAUGAUGUUCAGCAAAAUUCAUUCCCACCAACGGACUCCAGAAAGGUAUGUUUAAGUAGUGACAUUUUAUCUUUGUCGUGCGUUGGAGAGAACAGUAGCGUUGAUGUCUUUACUGAUUCGCCUAUUGUCAACAAUGAUAUUCAAGUUUUAUCCGAAAAUACUGUGUCAUUUGCAAACUCUCUGGAACAGUCUUCAACCCCAACAGCCUCAGACACACAAACAAACUCAAACGACAAAGAAAUUCGUACCCUUCCUGAAAAUUCAGGUAGCGUUUCAACUCCUCAAUAUUUGAUUAAACAGACUUCAGCACCAUUAGGAUCUGUCGACAAUCCAAUUCAAAUCAUCCAGCAAGGUAACUCAUAUCGUUCCACACAAGUGCUAACGCAAGCGCAGUUGCAACAAAUCACACAUGUCUUGCAACGCCAGCACGCGAAAAAGGUGAUACAAAAUGGAGGAAGAUCCAUCCUCUACGAUCCUUCCACGAACACUCGUAUAGUUUGUCGAGUUGUCCAUCCAUCAGAACUGCAAAGUAAAGUUUCAGACUUGAAUGUCUAUGCAGGAAUCCCACCUCGGUCUCAGACCUCAAAUAGGGGCAGGGGGCGACCGAAAAGACCAGCCAAUAAAAGGUUUGAAGAAGAUGAAAAAGGAAAUUCAUUGCUCUCCAGAGAAGAACGCGAGGAGAAAAAGAAACAUCGACCCAGGACGAGAUCUGGGCGGAUCUCUAAACCUCCAUCUUACAUGGUGAAGGAUUAUAAAAGAAUUCAUCAUCUCGAUUUCAACGAAGAAGCAUAUGAUGACUCGGACGGAGGAUAUUCAGAUUACCAUGUGAGUGAUGAAGAAGGUGGGAAUCGAGGAAAUAAAUCAAGUAGUCUUCCACCAGGUGUCACAACUGCAAAACAGAGAAAUUAUUCUUGUAGCUCUUGUAGUAAAGCUUACAUUGGGAGAGGAGGUUUAUCUCGUCAUUAUCGUUUAAAUCCAAGUCAUGGAAGUAUGCCAGAUGGUGAAGAUGUUAGCACUCAAGAUGAAAAUUCCAACAGUUCAUUAGCUUCUUCCAUUUUGAGUAGCUCUGGUGGCAAUACAAGUGUUCAAAACAACUCGAGUUUAUUUCCCAAUGUCUCUUCGAGACUGGAGUCUGAUGGUCCUUCACUUCUGCAAACUUCUGUUACUGUCAGUCCCUCUCUGAGCAAACGGAGACUAAAACUGCAGGAAGUUUUGAAAGGAUUUUCAGAUGAAGAGCUACUUGAAGAACUACUUCCAAAAUUUUCAGAAAGUGUUUCUUUAUGGGAUUUCUUUUUGAUGAAGUGUGAGAAGAAACCAGAUGGUUUGAAUUUAUUUGGAAUGCUCAGAGAAUUUGAAAUCUUUUUGGCAGAAAUGCAAAGAAUAAGUAUGAUUUGUUUGGCACCUGCAACUCUUGGAGAAGAUCCUAGGAAAACAAUCAUCAAUAUCUCAAGUAAGCAAAUAGCUGCAGCCUUGUCAUUAGAAACUGGAUCAUACAGUGUUAAAAAUACCCUUCGUAUGUCUGAAGCUAAAAGAGCAACAGACAAAGUUUUUAUGAGCCUUGGGGAAAACUUAGCAGAUGGUUUAGAGAAAUCAGAUGACAUUAGUCCCUUAAAAAGGAAACGGAUUGACCCAAAUGUUGAAGAUAUCACCCCUGGCUUGCCAGAGCAAAUUUUGAGUGAUACAGUUAAUGAAACUGACAAUCUUGAGUUACAUUUGCCUGAAGAAAAUUUUCCACGAAACUCUGAAUUUCAAAAACGGCAAAAUUUCUUGUUGAGUGCAGCCUUAUGUCGAGAUAAUUCCAAUGUUAUAAGCUCAAAGCACAUAUUUGAUCUCAAUAGCUCAACUACUGUAACUCCUAGCUCAAUGUCUUCUGGUUGUCUCAGUGCAAUUAAUUCAUCUGAAAACCAACCAGUCAAUACAUUUCUAACAGAUACGGGUUCUCCUUUGCAAAAUAUGCAAGUAAGAAAAAUACAGUUUGGAUGCGAACAGACACAACAGCUGUUGUCAGUUAGUGAUCCUUCUGUUGCUGUAAGCUCAUUCUCUGUAAAUACUAACUCUAUCUUAAGUGAGCUACCUUCUCAAACUCAAGUCAUGAGUAAGGAAACAGACAUUCAACAAGUGCAAAUGGAGGUAUGUGAUAGCAAUGUUACUCCUAAAAAUGUUUUCCAAGGUUUGCCUGCCGAUACAAAUAUGGAUAUUUUUAACACCUGCCAAGAACUUACAAGUCAAACCGUCAUUCUUGAUAACCCUCAAACAUCAGAACUCAUUGUAUCCAAUGCUGCACUUGCAAAUGUGAAUAGCAUUCACAACGGAAAUGUGCCAAUUAAUUCUCGAAGCUUAACUUUACGAACUGGAACUCCAGAUAUCAUUAUUUCAAGUAUGUCAGCAAGUGCUUCUAGCUCUUUACAAAACUCAUCAAGCAUUAUUUCUGGAACUGAAAUGUCUGCAGUUGUGUCGUCUGAAGGUCGUCUUACAAGCAGUGCUGAAGAAAGACAAUCAUUUGAGGCUACUGCCAGUGAUAUUGCUUCUGAAAGUAGUAAAUCUAUGGAAUCAUCAACUGUUCUAAGACAUGUAAUGCUGCCUGAUGGCCAACUCAUUGGCAUUUGGUCGCAUUUAGGAAAUUCAGACAAACCUCCAAAUGAACAACUAGUACAAGGGUAUAUGCCUGGAAACUUAAUUAUUUUACAAAAUUCUGAUGGAUCAGUACAAGUGCCUAGUGACCAAGGUAUUUCCUUAGAAACUUUACAAGCUUUGGCUUCAGCUGACUCUGGUAUAAGUAACCAGAAUGAAACACAAAUAUUUACAACUGUGCAACAUAUAUAA